Alosa sapidissima (American shad) is the source of this 7374-nucleotide messenger RNA. Its product is annotated as disabled homolog 2-interacting protein-like. Gene Ontology annotation, biological process: regulation of GTPase activity. NCBI's taxonomy places the organism in Eukaryota, Metazoa, Chordata, Actinopteri, Clupeiformes, Clupeidae. The record is from RefSeq and is a predicted model, not a curated record.
GCGCACACACACACACACACACUGCAGCUUGAGGCACAGGGCGCAGGAAACGUUACGAGGGGUUGUCAGUCCCAUUAACGGUCCCGUUUGGAAUACUACUGUCCGUCCGGCUCGGAUCGUUAUCUUCAAACAUGGACUGGAGAAGGGUGUCCGCCGAGAAACCUCUCGUCUACUCCCCGCAGACUCAGCACCAGGGCUGGAUCCAAGUGUCAGACAUGGCAGGUCCUCCUGGUCACUGGAUCUCCUGUGGUCACCCCUGUGCUGACCGGGCCGUGUGGAACCCGAGGUACUGCGUGCUCACCGACAGCCAGAUGCUGCUGCUUGACAAGGAGGAGGUCCAUCCCUUGCUUCUUCAGAACAGACGAAUGGACUCUAAGGUCCGCCUACUGCGUCGCACCAUUAGUGUUCCUGUGGAAACACAGUUCCCAGAGUUCCACAAUCAGCUGUCCACAGAGAGUGACUCUCCUCCGGAGAGGACCGGUCGGAGGAGGAGUAUGCCAGGCUCCGAUAAAGUCCUGCCCAACAUGGAGCCUGCUGCUGCUGCAACACCCUUCAGAGUCACCGGCUUCCUGAGUCGGCGGCUGAAGGGUUCUAUCAAGCGCACGAAGAGCCAGCCCAAACUGGACCGCAACAGCAGCUUCAGACACAUCCUGCCUGGGUUCAGAGGAGCCGACAACGACAGAUCCCAUCUGAUGCCGAGGUUGAAGGAGUCUCGCUCCCACGAGUCGUUACUGAGCCCCAGUAGUGCAGUCGAAGCUCUGGACCUCAGCAUGGAGGACGAGGUGCUCAUCAAACCUGUGCACACCAGCAUCCUGGGACAGGACUACUGCUUUGAGGUGACUACAUCGACGGGCAGUAAGUGUUUCUCGUGCCGCUCAGCCGCUGAGAGGGACAAGUGGAUGGAGAACCUGAGACGAGCCGUCCACCCAAACAAGGACUUCCUGACAGACCUGAUGAUGUCAGAGGUGGACAGGUGUGGCGAGAACGAACACCUGAUCUUCAGAGAGAACACACUUGGCACCAAAGCCAUCGAGGAGUACCUCAAACUAGUGGGACAGAAAUACCUACAGGAUGCACUGGGUGAGUUUAUAAAGGCUCUGUAUGAGUCGGAUGAGAACUGUGAGGUGGACGCCUCCAAGUGUUCGGCGGGGGACCUGGGGGAACACCAGAGCAACCUGAAGAUGUGCUGUGAGCUGGCCUUCUGCAAGAUCAUCAACUCCUACUGUGUGUUUCCACGGGAGCUGAAGGAGGUGUUUGCGUCGUGGCGACUGGAGUGCGGUAACCGGGGGCGACCGGACAUCAGCGAGCGUCUGAUCAGCGCGUCGCUCUUCCUGCGUUUCCUGUGUCCGGCCAUCAUGUCGCCGUCGCUCUUCAACCUGACGCAGGAGUACCCCGAUGACCGCACUGCCCGCACACUCACGCUCAUCGCCAAGGUCACGCAGAACCUCGCCAACUUCACCAAGUUUGGUAAUAAGGAGGAGUACAUGUCCUUCAUGAACCAGUUCCUGGAGCACGAGUGGACCAACAUGCAGCGCUUCCUGCUGGAGAUCUCCAACCCUGAGACCAUCUCCAACACGGCCGGCUUUGAGGGCUACAUCGACCUCGGCCGAGAGCUGUCCACCCUGCACUCACUGCUCGCAGAGGUCGUCUCACAGAUGGACCAGACUUCAGCCUCAAAGCUCGGCCCAUUACCCAGAAUCCUCCGGGACGUGCACACAGCGCUGACCAAUCCAGCGGGUGUUCAGAUGAUGGCACCGCCCGAACGCAUGCCCUCUCCUCCCGCCCCCAGCUGCAGUAUCUCCACCGGCCUCCAGAAGAUGGUCAUCGACAGCGACCUAUCAGGCCUGGUGGACUUCACUCGUCUCCCGUCUCCGACUCCUGAGAAUAAGGACCUGUUCUUCGUGACGCGCGGUGGGGGCAUCCAGCCGUCUCCAGCCCGCAGCUCCAGCUACUCCGAGUCCAACGAGCCCGACCUGGGCCUGGGCACCGGGGGCAAGAGCCUCUCCAUGGUGGACCUCCAGGAGGCCUCCCGCAGCCUGGACUCCCCAGGGAACAACUCCCUGGACGGGCUCGGCGUGGAGGAAGGAGCUCUGGUGCCCUGGUCCGGCCGCACUCCCCAGGGCAACCACCAGGGGGGGCCCACGCUGCGCAGGCCGGGCCAGUCGUCCAUAGAGGGGGCGCCGGGUCGGCCGGCACAGCUGCUCGCCCCGCUGUCGUUCCAGAACCCCGUGUACCAGAUGGCGGCCGGCUUGCCAGUGUCGCCUCGAACCAACUCGGGUGGAGUCGGCGAUUCCGGCUCGGAGUGCCACAGCUCCGUCAGUUCCCAUAGCAACAACGAGGACGCCGUGACGGCACAAACUGGCAAACACGGGCUGGCCAACCACGCGGCCGGGAGCAGUGGAGGGGAGGAGUUUGGCGGCCGCCGGUCGGGGGAGUACACCCGGCGACAGCUGUCACUCACCGACUCCCAGCACCAAUCAGGAGUGCCGCGGCAGAACAGCGCCGGCCCACAGAGGCGAAUCGACCAACCGCCACCUCCGCCACAUGGCGCGACCCGAGGCCGGACCCCACCGAGCAUGCUCACUUCCACCCCCUACCCACGGCCGUCCAGCGGCAGCGUGAUGUCAUCGUCCUCGCCUGAUUGGCCGGGCAGCAGUGGGGCCAGACUACGGCAACAGAGCUCCUCCUCCAAAGGGGACAGCCCGGAGACCAAACAACGUGCCCAACACAAACAGGCCCCUCCCCCAGUGAACCCCAGUGCUUUGGACCGCACGGCGGCUUGGCUGCUGAAUAUGAAUGUGCCAUAUUUAGAGCAGGAGUCAGAACCCAGCCACAGGGACGAGCACACACACCCCGACAAGUACGCGGCGGAGGUGUGUGUCCUGCAGGACAAGCUGCGCUCCUCGCUGCAGAAGCUGGACGAGGCCGAGCAGCGGCUGAAGGAGCAGGAGGAGCAGGCGCAGAAGAUGCUGCUGCAGUACCAGAGCCGGCUGCACGAGUCCGAGGACCGACUGCGCAGGCAGCAGGACGACAAGGACCUGCAGAUGAAGGGCAUCAUCAGCAGAUUGAUGUCAGUGGAAGAGGAGCUGAAAAAGGACCAUUCUGACAUGCAAGCAGUGAUUGAUUCCAAACAGAAGAUUAUUGACGCACAGGAGAAGAGGAUAGCGUCUCUGGACGCGGCUAACGCGCGGCUCAUGAGCGCCCUCACGCAGCUGAAGGAGCGCUACAGCAUGCAGACCCGCAAUGGCAUCAGCCCCACCAACCCCACCAAGCUACAGAUCACCGAGAACGGAGAGUUCAGAAACAGCUCCAACUGUUAACCUGCUCACACACACACACACACACACACACACACACACACACACACACACUAACCCCACCAUACUAUAGAUCACAGAGAACGGAGAAUUCAGAAAUAGCUCAAACGGCACACACAACACACACACCCUCACAUACAUACACUUAAAUAAGUGCAUGAUCAAAACGUCAUCAGUCUCACGAACUCUAAAAACUACAGAUUACUGACACAGGAGGAUGUAGGAAUAGCACACAACAGUACACAAACACACACCACCACCACCAACAACAAUAACAACAGCAGCAACUACAGCAGCAACAACCUAAAACUGCAGUUUGAUUGAAAAGGGAUAGUUCAAGUACAGCUUCAGAAGAUCGCAGUCAAAACACAUGCAGAAAUCAAAUACACACACACACACACACACACAGAACUUCGUGUAGAUAUCCACUUUUGCCAGGUGUCAGUGGACAACACUCAGACAAUCUGAUUGGACAGACUGCAUUGGACAGACCCCAUUGGACGGACAUUACUGGGUGGACCGUAUUGGACAGACUGCAUCGUCAUGUUUUGCUCGGAUUCAAGAGGAGGAGCAUUCGCAUAGACAUGCUGCUGUCACCUGGGACUGAACCACUAUACAGCAUAACCAUAACCACACACACACACACACACACACACACACACACACACACGACACAUCUGGCCGCAAACAUUUUCCCUCUUCCUUCUCCUCUUUUCUCUCUUUCCCUCUAUCUGUCUGUGCAAUCGCUCCAAGCUCAUUUGACUCUAGCGGACUCUCCUUCCGACUAAAAACAAGACGGUCAUCACGUGCAAUGAUUCUAUUUGUCCGUUUAGAGUCCAAACUGAUUUGGGCUUCAUUAACCAAAUAGGACUUCUGACCUCUGCUAGUCUCUGGCCCAGGCCCCAAGGCAAGCCCCUUACCAAUGCGACCUCCCCUUGACUCCUUGUGUGCUUUCGAGUGCACUUCUGUGUGUCUGCCUUCAUAGUCUCCUCAAGUCCUCCAACUUUGUGCACUUUGCGAAAAGCUCUUCAGUAUGAGAAGCCUUAAAAUGAAUGGAUCGUCCCUCCUCAACUUUUACUUCAAUCAGCAAAAAACUAUUUUUUAACAUAAAUAUACAGAAAUUAUAUUAUUAUACACUACAUAAUUUAUCCCGGAAAAUAAAUUACAUCUGAGAUAUACAGCAUAGUUAUAUAUAAAAUAUAUUACAGAAUCUACAAAGCUGGUAAAUGUAUUGGACUGUAUGCAUUUGAAAUCAGUCUCUUCCCAGGAAAAGAGCAGAAAUGUACUUUGUGAUGUUUGAUGUUCACCCUGUCUGGGUGUUUCUAUUUUAUUUUGACUUUUAAUUGUUAUUUUUAAUUAUUUUCCUGAUGGUCAAGUCCCAGGUCACUGCUUCAUGUGCACUUAAUGCUAGGACACUAGGUCCUGUGGCCUCAGGAGUGCACACUUCAGAAUGAGUGCUCUUACUUGGGGGAAGGUGUAGUUUGAGCGUUCUUUGGGUCAAUUUGUCUGUUAUGUAUGUAUGUAUGUAUGUAUGUAUGUAUGUAUUGUUGUUUUAAUUUACUUUUUAAUUAAUAUCUCUCACCCCUUGUUUCUACUCCUGAAUGUGGUCUUGUUUGCCUAUGAGAGAGAGAGAGAGAACUAAUAAAAUAAAUAAUCAUCUAACAAGCAUUGUGGCAGUAUGGCCCCCUAGGGGAUGGGAGGGUGAAUGUCGCUACAGCACACGCCCGUAGUGGUCUGCUGUGAAGCUCCCCCUGCCCUGGUCCCAAUGCAGACUCUAAAGCCCACCAAGGACCCUAGAGAUAGAUUGCUAUCUCAAGUUGAAAACCCAUCACUCCUUCCACACUCUUUCUGUUCUUUUCUUCUCCUCCUCCUUUACCUUGCCUUCACCCCUCUCUCAUUUUCUUAAAGACUGUGGAUGCUCAGCCUUCAAUGUACCCAACACUGAUGUGAGUUUGCCACAUUGGAUGUCCAGAAGUCCACUCAAAACCCAAACGCUGACGUGGUUUUGCCAAGUUGCCCCCAUCCCUGCCUCCUGUGUUCUCACGUGUCCGCAAGACAUUUCAGCAUUUUUACUUUGUAUAUUUUUGUAUUGUAUUUUUUUUUUAUUAUUAUUGUUAAUACGUACAAAACAAUCAGCCAGACAGAGAACCAGUGGACAAGUGCAUGCCUGUUGGUCAGCUUGCAGUGAGCAGCUGACCGCACUGUUGCCAUUUGAAUUCCCCUGUUGCCAGUGAGGACAGUGUGUGUGUGUGUGUAUCAGGAGAGUUUUUGCAGAGGCAGACCUGUAAACAUGUGUGUGUGUGUGUGUGUGUGUGUCAUCAGGAGAGUUUUUGCAGAGGCAGACCUGUAAACAUGUGUGUGUGUGUGUGUGUUUAUUUCAGUGCAAAGGGGUUCUGAGUACAUGUGUAAAUAUGAAUAAAUAUGUCUGUGCUAUUUCCUUUGUAGUAGCCGACACUGGAAGGGUUGGCCCGCAUUCUUAGCUAGAUGCUCGGCCAGAGCGGUCCAGCCCAGCGCGGCUCCUGAGUCCAGCCCAGCGCGGCUCCUGAGUCCAGCCCAGUCCUCUUUUGGGUGUCCACUGGGUCAGGCCAGGGGGCUGCAGCAGUCCGCAGGCGACUGGGUUCUGAUGGUUCUGUUUGUAAAUGUACUCCAACACUGAGUGCCACUGUAGCCGAGACCGACCCAGGUGGCUGGACCCAGUCCGGUUUGGAGUCGGUUUCGAUUUCUCUGGGGGCACUUUUAAUGUAAAUAGCCCUGUUUUUGUUUGUUUAUUUUUGCCUUUUUUGUAUAUCUUUGACUUUAGUGCUGGUGGUGUAGGACACUCAAACCCAGUAAACAUCUGUUGUUGUUUUGUUUUGUUUGAUUGUUUUCCUGCCACUGUUGGAUACAACAUUCAGUUUUCUCUUGGAGCAGCCGAGCCUGACUCGGACAGACACAGAGUAAGACAGGGCAACGAGGGUGGAGAGUGGCCAGUCAUGCAGUGAACUCGACAUGAGAUGAUGUCAGCCGAUAAACAGAAGCACAAAGCCUCGUUAAGGCUCUCCGACUGCCUCGUUAACCUCGUUAAGAUCAAAUGAAAUCAGGUCUUGGAUAAAACAAUCAAACUUCGGGAAAAGAUCUGGCUCAGAUACACAGAGAGCAGAACAUGAAUGUUUCAGACUCACAGAGAGACGACUGAAUGUGUCGUGUGAGAAGGAGAGGAGUCAUGAUUCUUUUAUUAUUAUUAUUAUUAUUAUUAUUAUUAUUAUUAUUUUUGUUCCAAAGCAGCCCUCCACCCUUUCUCUUGUAGUCUGGUCACACACUUUGAUGGUUCUGUCCAUUCCCAAGACUGUUGAAGAACGUGCUGAUCUAGUAAACUCCAUUUGGUCUGAGACCAGGUGGAAAAACAAACAAGGCCGAGAACAGCAGCAUCAACACCCUGAUAUGGCCACACGUCUGAGACUGUAGAAUGCCUGUGGAGCGCUGUGGUUGAAUGUUACCUUUUGGUUCAGCUUUUUCUGAUGGACAUGAUGAAUGAGAUGUGAUUGUAAGCAUGCGUCUCUUGAGGCUUCUUUAAAGAACGUUAGCCAAGGGCCUAAGGAACGUCGGUGGUGGAAACCCCCCCUUCCCCCGUUGACUCGUGUUGAGGCGUUCGUAGUCACCGGCUGCUCAUCUUUCCAAAAACAAUUCUGUUUGCACACCAUGCCUUCAUACGGUAAUGUCACAGACUGAGAAUCUAAAUAUAUAUAAUAAUAAUUAUUAAAAAGUGAGAAAAUAUUCAUAUACUGUAUCUCCAUGGUAAUACAGACUAUCCUCUACUGCAGAUAUAAAAGGUUAGCUUUGUCAAAAGUAUGAAUCUAUGAAUAAAGUAACAGAUGUUCUAUGUUUUAUAAUCCUUGUAGAAAAUACUUUUGUAUGUCUGUGGACAGUAAUGUAUUGGGUGGAUUCCACUUCACUGGAGGAUCAUGACUUGCUUAUUAAACAAUAAUGUACAGAUGAGUUUGUGUCUGACAAGAAAUGUGGCUGUGCAAUUUAUGUACAUUUGCAACUAGAAUGAUUAAAGUUUUAUUUAGCUAUUUUA